AUGGCGUCGAUGGAGUCACGUUCGGGUCAGCGCAUGCGUGGAGGAUCAAGAGGACGCACGAGGUCUACAAUUAAGUCAUGCGCGUGGGCGUGCAAGAGCGCGUACAGUACCUGUCUCAGUACUCGUUCGUCACCAUCACUUCGACGAAAUAUCAGCAGGCAAGAGCAGCAGGAAGACAACUGGGCAUCGGACCAAUUUGUGCCUGAAACCCUAAAUUUUACCGUCCCUGCGUAUUCUCAUGUAGACACUACCGACUGGGAAUGGCAUAGAUACUACGAUCAAUAUAUUAACGACGAAAUUCUUUUAACGAUUGUUGAGAACACGAAUAGAACACACAUUUUGGAGACAGGUAAAUCACUUGGGCUGACCCUUAAAGAGUUAAAAAUUUAUUUGGGCAUAACCAUGAUUAUGUCUGCGCUUCAAUACCCACAAAUAGAUAUGUAUUGGUCACCUAAAUGGAAACUUCCUGCAAUAUCUAUGGCUAUGAAUCGCAACCGAUUUUAUUUUAUAAGGAAGCGCCUCAAAUGCGUUUAUGAUCCGGAUGUCACGGUUGAGCAAAAAAAAGAAAAAACGUGGAAAAUAAAACCUUUGUUCCAGUGUAUUUUAAAAGGUUGUCACAUGCAAGAGCGACCAAAAGAUUUAUGUAUUGACGAAAUGAUAAUCCCGUUCAGCGGUAAAUGCCCCAUGCGCCAGUAUUGCCCUAACAAACCAAAUCCUGUUGGUCUAAAGGUAUUCGUCUUGGCUUUUCCCCAAGGAGUUGUCUGUGAUAUGGUCAUAUACCAGGGAGAUACAACCUUUCCUGAUCUUAAGAACCAAGGGUUUGGCUUGGGAGAAAGCGCCAUCUUAUAUUUAACUAGGACUUUGGUUCCUGGCCACUCGUUAUUCUUUGACCGUUAUUUUACAUCUGUAAAACUUUGUGACGAGUUAGUAAAGCUUGGUUUUCAUGGAACUGGCACAAUAAUGAAAAACCGGAUACCAAGAGACUGUGUUUUAAAAGAAGAACGAUCAUUUAAAAAGGAGCAAAGGGGAAGCACAGAAGUGAAGAUAAGGGAAGAUGGAAAACUUGCUGUAACCAUGUGGCUUGAUAAUAAGCCGGUGUUGAUGAUGUCCUCGUGUUUUUCUAAUGACAAAGUGGAUGAGUGUGAAAGAUGGUCUAAAAAAGACAAGCGGUAUGAAAAAGUAAGAAGACGAGAAGUGAUAAAGAUAUACAACCAAAACAUGGGUGGUGUCGACCUAAUGGACAGAAUGCUCUCCGUUUGUCCAUCGCGCAAUCGAACCAAAAAAUGGACUAUUCGCGUAAUUUCUCAUCUUUUUGAUUUAUGUGUUGUGAAUGCUUGGUUGCAAUAUCGAAGGGAAGCGACACAAAAUUUAACCCUGGUCAAAAACAUAAUGCAGCUACGACAAUACAAGUUAGAGCUAGGCACCAAACUCAUAACUGACAAUGAGAACCAAAGUGAUGAAGAAACCGACCGAGUUUACGAGGAGUUGGAGCCUAAGCACAAGAAGAGGAAGGUUCUCAUAAAACCCAUACCAACCCUUGAAUGUCGUGUGCAAAAAGCCGCACAUCUGCCUAAGUAA
Melitaea cinxia (Glanville fritillary) is the source of this 1578-nucleotide messenger RNA. RefSeq names its product piggyBac transposable element-derived protein 3-like. The coding region runs from base 1 to 1578 and encodes 525 amino acids. The record is from RefSeq and is a predicted model, not a curated record. NCBI's taxonomy places the organism in Eukaryota, Metazoa, Arthropoda, Insecta, Lepidoptera, Nymphalidae. The transcript is spliced from 3 exons.